UCUCACACCAGUUUUUCUCCCUUGCUAGCUCUCCUAUUCUCCAUUAAAAUUAAGAAUCUCGCUAGCGAGGGAACACAAUGGGUUCUGCCUUUUUGAGGAUUUUAGUCACUUCGUUGUGUGCUCUUUGGAUUUUCUCUGAGCUGGCAGUUGCAAAGCAUGCAAGCAUUACUAGACAUUACAAGUUUGACAUCAAGAUGCAAAAUGUGACAAGGAUGUGCCGGACAAAGAGCAUCGUUACUGUCAAUGGUCAGAUCCCCGGGCCUCGAAUCAUAGCAAGGGAAGGGGAUCGGCUCUUGAUCAAGGUCGUUAACCAUGUCCAAUACAAUGUCACACUCCAUUGGCAUGGAAUCAGGCAACUACGGAGCGGCUGGGCAGAUGGACCUGCCUACGUAACACAGUGCCCAAUUCAAACGGGACAAAGCUACAUAUACAAUUUCACAGUUACUGGACAAAGAGGAACAUUGUUCUGGCAUGCUCACAUUUCAUGGUUAAGAGCUACCCUUCAUGGACCCAUUGUCAUCCUCCCUAAGAAAGGCGUUUCUUACCCAUUUCCACAACCUCACAAAGAAGUCCCUAUCAUUUUUGGAGAAUGGUGGAAAGCAGACACGGAGAAAAUUAUCAGCCAAGCCUUGCAAACAGGAGGAGCACCAAAUAUUUCUGAUGCCUACACCAUCAAUGGUCAUCCUGGACUUUUGUAUAACUGUUCAGCCAAAGAUACAUUCAAGCUCAAGGUGAAGCCAGGAAAAACCUAUCUCCUUCGUUUGAUCAAUGCUGCACUUAACGACGAGCUCUUCUUCAGCAUUGCAAACCACAGCCUCACUGUGGUUGAAGCUGACGCAGUUUACGUGAAACCCUUUAAAACCCACAUUGUACUCAUCACCCCGGGACAAACUACCAAUGUUCUACUUAUGGCCAAAGCUAAGGCCCCAAAUUCCACCUUUCUUAUGGCCGCUAGGCCAUAUGCCACUGGCCCAGCCUCCUUUGACAAUACAACCACUGCCGGAAUACUCGAAUAUGACCACAACCCUUCCGCAACAAACUCCAAAAGCAAGAACAAGAAACUCCCUCUUCUUAAACCGUCACUUCCAGUGUUUAAUGACACAACAUUUGCCACAAAGUUUGUCAAGAAAAUCCGUAGCUUGGCCAAUGCAAGAUUCCCAGCUAAGGUCCCAAAGAAAGUUGACAGACGCUUCUUUUUCACAAUAGGUCUCGGAUUACUCCCUUGCUCACAAAACAAGACCUGCCAAGGACCUAAUAACACCAUGUUAGCAGCUUCUGUCAACAAUGUGUCAUUUGUGCAGCCAAAUAUAGCCCUCCUGCAAUCUCAUUUCCUUAACCGAUCAAAGGGUGUGUACACAACUGAUUUCCCUACCAACCCACCUUUCAAAUUCAACUAUACAGGGACACCACCUAGCAAUAUCAUGACUGCCAAAGGAACCAAGGUGGUGGUGCUUCCUUUCAAUACUAGCGUGGAGUUGGUGAUGCAGGACACCAGCAUUAUUGGUGCAGAGAGCCACCCUCUUCACCUCCAUGGAUUCAACUUCGUUGUGGUUGGUCAGGGUUUUGGCAACUUUGACCCCAAGAAGGACCCUGUCAAGUUCAACCUCGUUGACCCUGCAGAGAGGAACACUGUUGGUGUGCCAUCUGGAGGGUGGGUCGCCAUACGGUUCCUUGCUGACAAUCCAGGAGUUUGGUUCAUGCACUGCCAUUUGGAAGUACACACCAGCUGGGGCCUGAAGAUGGCUUGGGUGGUCAAUGACGGAAAACGGCCAAGCCAAAAGCUGCCACCUCCACCUUCUGAUCUCCCCAAGUGUUAAAAUUCUUUUUUCUUUUCUUUUUCUUUUUCGCCACCGUUUGUCCCGAGUACUUAAUUUGUUUUUUUUUCCCUUUUCUUUCGAUUUUGAUUUUAGUAAGCUGUCUACCCAUUCUUUGAAUCUUUUUUUUUUUUUACCCUUCCUUGUUUAGUGUUCCUUCAGCUGGCCUGAAGGGUACAAUAGUACUCUUAGAUCAUGAUAAUUUCUUUGAAUUCGAAUCUCUAACAACCCCUAAAAAGAGAUCGGUGGGUGGGAUUUGGACUUUAUUUGUAGGAGCUAGCUAGGAUUGUAAGACGGGCUAUCGUUGUUGAAUGAAAAAAUAAUAAUUUCUUUUAUUGGA
This is a messenger RNA of Populus euphratica (Euphrates poplar), 2154 nucleotides long. Its product is annotated as laccase-17-like. Bases 78 to 1817 code for a protein of 579 amino acids. Gene Ontology annotation, cellular component: apoplast. Gene Ontology annotation, molecular function: copper ion binding; hydroquinone:oxygen oxidoreductase activity. NCBI's taxonomy places the organism in Eukaryota, Viridiplantae, Streptophyta, Magnoliopsida, Malpighiales, Salicaceae. Gene Ontology annotation, biological process: lignin catabolic process. The record is from RefSeq and is a predicted model, not a curated record. The transcript has 6 exons.